Esox lucius (northern pike) is the source of this 2534-nucleotide messenger RNA. It is a transcript of the gene slc6a18, whose product is annotated as solute carrier family 6 member 18. Gene Ontology annotation, biological process: sodium ion transmembrane transport. Lineage: Eukaryota; Metazoa; Chordata; Actinopteri; Esociformes; Esocidae. Bases 352 to 2205 code for a protein of 617 amino acids. Gene Ontology annotation, cellular component: plasma membrane. The transcript has 13 exons. The record is from RefSeq and is a predicted model, not a curated record.
AGACCAAUGCCUUUGUAAUGGGAGCUUCUUAUAAAUGUUUCUAUUGGCUAAAGAAUGACAAAUGUUUUUUAUUUUUGGUGUCUAGGAACACAAUGACGUGCAAUGACACAGAAUAAAAGCCAUUAAAAUGACCACAGGUUCAAACACACUGAACAGGCAUCAACCAGGCAGCUGACUUGGUGAGACACCGGAUUACAAACAUCUAACCACUGAAUUCAAGAGGACCACAGACGAGCAGUGUUUCACCCUGUAGAAAUAGCAUAAACUACUAGGUGCUGAGCAAAAACAUCCUGGAAUAAAUUACAAACCAAAGGUGGUUAAAAGCUUACUGGACACUUCUGAAAGCUGAGGAUGUCCAACCAGGACACAGAGGGAAGCAAGUGUGUAGAGGAGAGACCCAAAUGGAACAACAAGGCUGAAUAUCUGUUGACUUGCAUUGGCUUUGCAGUAGGACUGGGGAACGUGUGGCGGUUCCCUUACCUCUGUCAGAUUUAUGGAGGAGGUGCGUUCCUGAUCCCUUACUUCAUUGCCUUGGUGUUCCAGGGUCUGCCUCUUCUUUACCUGGAGCUGGCCAUAGGACAGAGGCUGCGCACGGGGAGCAUCGGAGUCUGGAACUCCAUAUCUCCUUACCUGGGAGGAGUAGGUAUAGCCUCUCUGGUUGUGUCUUUCUGCGUGAGUCUUUUCUACAACACCAUCGUGGCCUGGGUACUAUGGUACCUGUUCAACUCAUUUCAGGAACCUCUUCCUUGGAGCCAAUGUCCCCUCAACAUCAACAACACAGGCUUUGAGGAGGAGUGUGUGGAAAGCACACCGGUCAACUACUUCUGGUACCGUGAGACCCUGAACAUCAGUCCCAACAUUGAGACUAGUGGUUCGUUACAGUGGUGGUUGGUGGUCUGCCUAGCGACUGCCUGGUGCAUCGUCUACAUCUGUUUCAUCAGAGGCAUCGAGACCAUUGGCAAGGCUGUGUAUGUCACUGCCACCUUCCCCUACCUCGUUCUCACCAUAUUCCUGGUCAGAGCCCUGAUCCUGCCUGGAGCUACCGACGGUCUGAAACACCUGUUCACACCCAAAUGGGACAUCCUUCUGAACCCUCAGGUGUGGCUGGACGCUGCCACUCAGAUCUUCUUCUCACUGUCACUGGCCUUUGGAGGACUCAUCUCGUUCUCCAGCUACAAUCACCAGAAGAAUGACUGUGAGAGGGAUGCCAUUGUGGUGGGAGUCAUAAACAGCGCUACAUCCAUCUAUGCCUCUAUCCCCAUCUUUGCCAUCCUGGGCUUUAAGGCCCACACCAACUUUGUCACCUGUCUAAAUGAUAACAUUUUAGCACUUACGAAUGACUUCGAAAUAAGUGACAUGAACAUAACGAUUGACAACUAUGACCAGUGGUUUGACUAUUUAAACACGACACAUACAGAGAAGGUAUCCAACCUCCACCUGAAAACCUGCAACAUGCAAGACUUCCUGGACCAGAGUGCAUCUGGCACAGGAUUGGCUUUCAUUGUGUUCACAGAAGUAGUCAUAUCCAUGCCUGCCUCUCAGGUGUGGGCUGUGUUGUUCUUCAUCAUGCUGUUCAGUCUGGGCCUGUCCUCCAUGUUUGGCAAUCUGGAGGGUGUCCUCUCACCCAUCCAUGACCUUAAACUGAUACCUGAGUGGAUACCGAGAGAACUCUUCACAGCAAUAAUCUGCACAGUAUCCUUCCUGGUGGCACUAAUAUUCACAAUGGGUUCGGGGAACUACUGGUUGGAGAUCUUUAACGGUUAUGUGGGUUCAGUGCCACUCCUCAUCAUUGCCUUCUUUGAGACCAUUGCUGUGGUUUAUGUCUACGGAAUACGCCGGUUCAGUGACGACUUGGAGUUCAUGACAGGGCGAAGACCUAACAUCUUCUGGAAGGUUUGCUGGUUGGUCAUCAGCCCUCUGAUGCUGUUGGUUGUGUUGGUGGCGUAUGUUGCCGUCCAAAUCCAGACAAACCCCACCUAUCCAGCAUGGAAUCCAAAAUAUGAGAAAUUCCCCAACACAGAAGUUCAGCCAUAUCCUGACUGGGUGUUUGCCAUCUGUGUCCUGUUGUCUUCUGUACCAGUCAUGUCCAUCCCCAUGGUUGCCAUCUACAGGUUAAUCUGCCGUUUGGCAGGGAGACGCUCCACAAGCAGCUCUCCCGAGCUCCCAAAUCUCUAUGACAAUGAAGGAUACAUCGUAGACAGUUAGAUCCGGAAGUUACGCUACUUAGAAUCGUUAUCAAUCAUUUUCAGUCUUUCUUGGGAUGCCCCUGGAAAUGCCAAACCACAGGUGUUUUAACAUGAGAAUAUUGGAGUGGGCAGUAUCAGAACCACAGAAUGUACACAUUUCAAAAGUUUGCCUCAUUUUUUAAACAUGUGAUGAUGAUUUGAAGUGAUUUCAAAAUGAGCCAUGGUUUUGGAGAGACAUUUGUCUCCAGGAUACUUUAAUAUAUUAUUUGUAAACACUUAAAGCAAAAUUAAGCAUUGCAGACUAUAUAAUGUAGGGUCUACCAAGUUGUAUAAUAAAAAUGAAGUCAA